GCGGUCGUGCCGUGCGCUCGCUUGUAACGCGUGCUCGGUAUAAAAUCGAUGUUUAUUUUGACGUGAAUACGAAUAUUGUUUACGCGAUUGUUCGACUUCUUCGGUGUUCGGUUACCGGAGGAGAUAGUGUUGUGUUUGUGUUUUUGAUUUUGACUAGCGUUCGCUUCGCAGUUCACUUAGUGAUUUCUCUGAUAGCUCACUCACCGGUGGGUGCGUGAUAAACUAUACGUGUAUAAAAAUAAGGCGAAUACUCGUCUAGUGUGGGUGUUUUGCAGUACCACGAUGCUGUUUACGGUGACAUAGUGAACGUUGAAUUGACCCUGACCUCUGACAACCAUGUCUGGGCGAUCGGAUUGCAGGAAAUUCGCACCAAACAUCUUCAAUAAGAGCAAAUGCACAAAUUGCUUCCGGCAGAAGGAGGAGCAUAGUGCCGAGGCUUUGGAAUCCAAUCGGGCCAGCCGAAAGAUAUCGAAAUGCGGAUAUCUGUUUGUGGCGCCGGGCUGGGACUUCUCCAAUCCGCUCUACAGGACAAAGAGAUGGCAGCGGAGGUGGUUCGUUUUGUACGACGAUGGAGAAUUGACUUACUCCCUUGACGAACACCCUGACACAGUCCCGCAAGCAAGCGUGGACAUGACGACGGUUCUGGAGGUGAGCGAAGCGGACAGCGUGACGGGCCACCCCCACAGCCUCGCCAUCACGGCCCCGGAGCGUGUCACCUUCGUCAAGGGCACCUGCAGGGAGGAGGCCAGGUGGUGGGCUGACGUGCUGAGCGUAUACCCUAGAAGCAAGGGUCGACACAAACGGAAUGCGACGUUUCCCGGAGGUCAGACGGCGAGCCUUUUGCAGUCCUCAACAACGAGAAAAUACUCCGCAGACGCGUCGACGUUGCGGGACGCUGCGGAGUGCAGUGCGAGGCCGCGGUUCUGCGGAGGCACCACCACGUGGCCGGGGCCGAGGGUGCAGCCGCCGCAGCCGGAAAUCGCCAGCAUGGCUGCCCCCACCAACAUAGACACCAAAGUGUACACCGAUCAGCCAGUGUCUUCCGCGUCUCCACCAACACGCGACAAGAUCAACGGUGAAGAGAAGGCGAGGUCGCGCCGCAGAGAUACCUGGCCUGAACCAGCCACUGCGUCGUCUACUGAUGAGGUCAAUGUAGUUCGGUCUCCACUUCUGCAACAACAACAUCAGCAGUACGAUGAACAGCUACGCGAUAUUGCAGCUUCUCUCACUCGACCUCGAUCCCGCCGAGCCUUACCGCCUACUCUAGAACGACCCACCAGGUUACCCCCGCCGGAUAGACUACCGGCAAGAGGAGCCCCAGACGGUGGACCCCCGCCCGAGGAAGGCAUAACCAGUUCGGCAAGCGAAGGUAGCGAGCCAAACGACGCUGCUGAAGCGACGGAAUCCACUGAAGGCGGCAGAGUAGAAUUACCAGCUGAGAGACUUCUCCAUGCGAGAGCUGGCUGGCUUCAGAGACGAAGUCCCAGUGGAUGGUCGAGACACUGGUUCGUUCUUCGUGGAGCAGCAUUAUUGUACUUCCGAGAUCCUCAUGCAGAACAUCGAGGACUCAUGGAUGGGGUAAUAGACCUAAGCGGAAUUUCUAGGGUAAUAGAAAUGCCAGGUUCUACUAAUGGCUAUGCCUUUGAAACGGAGACUUGGGAUGGCAAACACAUAGUCUUGUCUGCUGUUACAGCAGGUAUAAGAGCCAACUGGGUGUCGGCUAUGCGAAGAACCGCUGGAUUACCUGACACUGGACCACUGUCUCUCAUUUUACGAGAAGAUUCGGUUGAUAAAGUAUCGGAAUCAUCUACUUCUCCAAUCACACCUGUGACACCAAAUACCACAAAAUCGGGACCAUUCUCAUCAGAUGAUGAAUAUAGAACUGCGUCCGAAGGUGGCCGCAGAGACAGUGCAGACUGGGGGGACGUCACUAACCAGCCACCUCCUUCUCCUAUUCUCAAUCGUACACCUAUAUCGCGAGUUAAGGAGAAGGUUCGUGCUAGAGCUUGCCUCCAACCACAAACUAAACCCGAUUUGAAAGUCGAAAAAGACGAAAUUGACUCAACCAAAGAAAAAGAAAACCUCCCCCUAGACGAAGUCGACGAAAACGAAAAGCCAAAUGAACCCAGAAAACGCAGCUAUAUUUCAACCAUAGACAAACAAACGAUCGAAAUCGAAGACUUACGAAAGCAGCUUAAACUAGCAUUAAAUGACGUCAAUUCAGCAGAAUCUGAACUCGCGAGACUACGUAAAUUAAAAUCUGAAGCCGCGACAAGAGAAAAGAAAAUGGAAGAUUUGGUGAUAACAUUGCAAAAGAAGGAAGAGGAACUGACGGUGCGAACAAAAGAAGCAGAAAACUUAGACGCAAUAAAACAGCUGUAUAAUCAAGAUAAAAACAUGUGGGAAACAAAAUUGACAGAGACACAAAACUUUUUAAAAGAAUCGACCGAGCACUGCGAAUUGCUGACGCGGCAACUGACUACAGCACAGGAAGCAAUAAAGCAGCUGCAAAAAGAAUUGAAUGAACUGAAUGAAAAAGUUUUGAGGAGCGUUAGAGAGAACGAGAGCUUAUAUUCAAGAAUAAGAGAACUUGAAAGCAAAGUCGUUGCAGAAUCACCGACCAGAGAAAAAAGAAAAAGCAUUGGAUCACUUAGUGACCUUAGUAGUUUAAACCAAGACUUAAAUAUAGAGUCUUUAGAGAAAAAUAGACUGAUUGAAGAGUACGUAGAAUUAAGAAGCAGAUUUUUAAAGGCUAUUCAUGAAAUUAAGGCUAUGAAAAAAGAACUUCGUGACUCACACAACAUGUACGACGAGCUCGAAGUGACCAACUCUAAGUUAAAGAAUGAAAUGAAACUAAGGGAGCAGUGUAGUAAAUCCGAAAUAGACCUAAUGGCAGCUCGCAUUUUAGAUUUAACUCAGAAACUUACUGCAUCGGAUAAACAAGUACGCACGUUAAAACAUAAAAUUCAAAAAACUGAAUCAAGAGAAAAAAGACGCAGUUUGUCAUUAAAGGGAAGGGAAUCUUUCACGUUAGGCAAAGAAGUUGAAGAGAAGUUAACAGAACUGGAAAACAAAAUUACUCUUUUAGAAACAGGAGACUCAGUGCCUACUAUCAAUUCUCCUUCUAAAAGUGCUUCGCCCGCCAAAGAAAAAGUGUCCAAAACCGAUAGUUCAACGGACGAUAAAAGAACGAAGAGGUUGGCUGCGAGGCUUAGGAGAAAAUCGUUAGACAGUGCUACGAGCUCCGAGCCCAUGAAAAUGUUAGUUCGAUUGAGCUCGCUCGAAACCAAAGUAGCUUCCGCAUUGGAAAUUCGCCGAGAUUUAACUGUAUCUUGUGAAUCACUAAGUCCAACGACAAGGUCUAGCGAGAGCCCAUCGAGUAACGAUAGUCCAGAAAGCUCACAAACGCAGAUAGGUACACAAUCGCAGAGGCAUCUUCUAGAUAGACUUCAAAGCCUAGAAAAUGUGGUGAUUCAUUCGAGAAAUAAAGUAAACGAAUGUUUGUGUCAAAUGAGUGCAAUGCGAGCGGCUAAAUCAAGACGGUCACCAUCUCCUAGCCUGGAAAAGAAAUAUAGCAUCAAGGGAAUGGAAAAAUGUUUAAUGGACGUCAGUAAAAGAUUGCAAGAAUGUUUUGACAAAUGUGUAAUAGAUUCCACCGAGCAAAACUCUGGUGAAGAAAUUGACGACGGCGUCGCGCAGGUCGUCGCGCAGCUCGAGGAGCAGCUGAGGACGAAACUACUGGAGAUAUCUAAAAAGAAGGCGGCGCUCUACGAGGCUGGCGAGCUGACGCAGAGAAAGAGUUUAGAGAUUCUAGCAGAGAAGCUCGCUUACGAGGCGGUGCUCGUGAGCAGGAUACAAGAGGCUCUAGAGUCCUCCGAUGGGAGCAGAUUUUUCGCUAGGUUGAUAAAGUCUGAAAUAAUCGAAACUAGUCAAUUAAUCGAUAACCUUAAGUCUAAGAUUAACGGGGACGGAAAGACGACGUCCGUCACCCAGAGCUCCCUCGACUACCUCGCGAGGAUCCUGUCGCGCAAGAUCGACGCUUCGAGCGGUCGCGAGACCGGCGGCAGGAAAGCCGAGGUGAUCAUUCAGAGCGAAGACCUCGAGGCGCUCGAGGCGUCGCAGAAGGAGGUCGGCGAGGCCGUCGAGAAGUACAAGAGGGAGAAGCUGGGCGAGCUGUGCGCCGCGCUGGCCGGCGAGGCGCUCAGCCACGCCGGCGACAGCGACGCCGAGCGCAGCGGCGCGGAGGCGGCGCGCGUGCGCGAGGCGUGGGCGGCGGCGCGCGACGCGCUGGGCGCCGAGCUGGUGCAGGCCGAGGUGGCGCGCGCGCUGGCCCGCGCCGCGCAGCUGUGUGACGACGGCCUGGACGCCGCGCGCCGCUCGCGCCUGGCGCUCAGCGCGCAGCGCCGCGCCGACCUGGACCUGUGGUGGCAGGCGGCGCACGACCACCUGCGCUGCGAGCUGGACGCCGCCGUGCGCGACAUCGCGGCGCAGUACCGCGAGUGCGCCGCGCGCCCGCCGCGCCGCGCGCCGCCGCUCGACAGCCGCGCGCUACUGGCGCAGCUGGCCGACGUGCUGGCGCGCAAGGCGCUGGUGGACGCGCGCGUGGCCGUGCUGCGCGGCACGUACCGCGCCCGCGACCACGCGCCGCGCCGCGCCGAGGACGCCAUCUCCUCGCUGGAGACCGACCCCGACUGCGAGGCGGAGUUCGUCUUCCUCUUCCAGCACUUCUCGACCGAGUGCCGAGCGCUCUUCUCCAGUGACUGUUCGGGCAACAGUGAAGACUCGAUGAAGAUCGGCGAAAGCCUCGAGCGGGUGGAGGCGGCGGUGGCGGCGGCGCAGCGGCGCCUGGCGCCCGACGAGCCGGCGCCGGACGCGGAGGUGGCGGGCGGGGCGGCGGCGCGGCUGGACGCGCUGCGGCGGCGCGUGGAGGCGCUGCGCUGCCCGCAGUGCGCGCGCCUGCAGGAGGCGCUGGCGCGGCUGACGGCGGAGCGCACGCGCUCCGAGUGCGCGCUGAGCCAGCAGGCGGCGGCGCUGGCGGCGGCGCGGCGCGCGCGCGCUCAGCUGCAGGCGCAGCACGAGCGCGAGCGCGUGGCGCUGCGGGAGCGCGCGCGCACGCUGCAGCGCCGCCUGGCCGCGCUGGACUCCGAGUACUCGGCGCAGCUGGACAGCCUGCGCGCCGCCUACCAGGGCGCCGCGGUGGGAGACGCGCACGGCGACGGGCUGCGCGCGCGCUACCAGCAGGAAAUCGAGCAGCUGCGCGCGCUGUGCGAGAAAGGGCUGCUGGCCAUGGAGAGCUCGCACCGCCGCAUCGUGCGGGAGAUGGAGGACAAACACCGCGCCGAGCGCGACCAGCUGCGGUUGGAAAAGGAGCAGGCGCUAGCAGAAGAGACGCGUGCGACGUUGGCCGCGCUGGAUGCGAUGCGCAAGGCCCACGAGAACGAGGUCCGCCGGGAGGUGGACAAGUUCAAAACGGAGUUCCUGGCACGUGGGGCACCUGAGCUGGGACAACUAAGCUCGAGGCACCAGCAGGAGAUGGAAGAGAUCAAGCGCGAGAUCCUAUCGCUGUCGGAGAAGUACUCGGUGAAGUGCGUUGAGUCGGCGGCCUUGGAGGAAAGGCUGGCGGCCGCCAGCGCGCAACUUGCGCAUGCGCACAACCACAUCAUGCAGCUAGAUGCAAGAAAUAAACAACUCCGGGCGCAUAUAAUGUCGGAAGCGAACGAAAUGAAGUAUUCGGAAGCCUCUACUCUCGCGCAGUUUAUAGAGGACUCCCCUCCGCAUGGGGCGGAGUCGCCGCUGUGGGCUCACCUGCGCCGCCUGGCCGCCGCCUGGCAGGCUUCGGACCCACCAGGGGAAGUCCUCUCGCUCGAGCCCGCUGGAGAGGUCGCGAGCGCCGCCCUCGCCCUUCGCCAGCCCGGAGACCACGCGAAGUCUGCAGAUGUCUCCCGUACAGAAUUGAAAUCGAGUCAGCGCUGUUCGAACAUGCGCGCCGGGCUAUUGGCGGGCGUUGUCGCAGAACGCAAGAAAAUGUUCGAGACGUAAGAGCGAAUACACGGACAAACAAUCACAACUGCUCUACGAGUUCUACUUCGAUUACACCACACGACAUACUAAGGCUGGUCGCACGAUGCGAUUUGCUAUCGCAAGCAAGCGUACGGUAAUUGUCGUACACAUAUACCUCCAGCAAAUCGAUUAUAUUACGCAACUAAAUCGAUAGUUCUGUCACAAAUUUCAUACUAAAGUCGGAAACAUUAGACAUUACGCAGCUCGUUUUGAGUCAUUACCAGUGUUUUCUUAUGUCUAGAAACACUACUAGAAAGCAUUGGGCGAUGAUUCCGAAAAUAGUGUUUCUGAGAACACACAGAUUCGUACGAAAAAACACGUCAAUAGUGCGACUUGCUUAACUAGUACUUAACCUAAAACAAAGGUUACGAAGAAUCGUAUUAAGUAGGUAUAUUGACAUAAACACUGUUUUCACACGUUGCGGUUUUACGAACGUAGAGGUUUUCAUACUCUUAAGAGUAUAAAAGCAUAAGGAUACAAUCGUAUCGUGUAAACGCAGUGAUAUAGCGUUUGCACACUAUGCGAUCCGACAUUGGCGACGAUAUCGGUCGGCGUACAAGUAUAUCGGGUCGCAUAAUGUGAAAGCGAGAUUACGCAACGAGUCACAAGAACGCCCCCCACCACGCUAGCACCUGGCCACUUUGCUUGACGUCAUUGUAUUGUAUACGAGGCGACUCUGUUAUCGCCUUACAUUGACAACCUCUCUGGGCAAUACUAGUGGCGCACUCUUUAUAGAGUGUCUGUUAAUACACUAAAUUAAAGUGUUAAGUAUUGAAUACAUUAACUGGGUUGCCCGUGUACGACGGAUAAAGAGUCGCCGCAACUUGUAUUAUGUAAUCUUGUAAUGAAAUCAUAAAAUAUUAAUAAAAUUAAACACUUUUAUAAAAACUAUAUUAAUAAAAUAUAAUCAAUAUGGCGAUAAAAUAACGAUUUUAGAUUUAAAACUCAUUAAAAGAUGUGAACUUAGUUAACUCAUGUCUAGACUCUGGAUACAGAUUUUUUCAUUACUUGUUAUUAAUAUAUUGAGAACGUGUUUUAAGUCUAAAUAUUUAUAUUUAAGUUAUUAAGCUAAGACAAAUAAGACUUCCUUUUAUGAGAAGUGGCCAGAACUUUUAACUCCCACCCACCACAAAAAAAUGUAUAUAACUUUGUUUGAAUUGUUUUUUUUUUAUUACUUAAUUUUAAUUAACUAUAGAGUGUAUAUUACUUUCGCAAACCUAUCUUUCUUCUGCCUAUUAUUUUUUUAAAGUUAUGCUUCAAAACUUUUUUCAAUGUAAUACUUUAUUGAACUGAAAGGCGUUGCACCUAUAUACAGUUGUUUAAAUUAUGAUCUGUAAAUCGUCCAGAACUCUAUGGAAGCAUAGCUUUAAGGAAUAGACCCAGAAGGUCAUAUAGGUUAUCUAUUUCAUGGACUUACCCCUCAAUUUAGCCGUAGAUUUGGGUAUCAAUUUUGUAAAAUUGUAACAUUGUGUACAUACUCAGGGUCCGCUCUUUUAUAACCAGCUAUUGUUUGCUGUCCAUUUUAUCUUAUAAGGAGUUUGUUACCAAAUAUUUCUUAUUUAUGAGUUUUUUUUGACAUUUCGCGGGUGCCGCGCGAUUUAUCCGGGAGGCUCGGCUGUGUAGUUACAAUGUGGAUUCUUGGAGCUUUAGUUGGACUUGAUAGUUAGAAUUUCAAAUUGGGUUGAAGUUUCUGAACGGUUGCGACUUAUCAUCAUCAUUACAGUUCACUGCUGGACAAAAGGCCUCUCCCAACUGAAGGAUUUGCCAAUAAUCACCACGCUGGUCAGGCGAGUUGGUGAUCGCAGUGAUAGUAGUAGCAGAGAGUACGUUGCUGCCCGCUUUCCGUUAUAUUCCCUUACGCCAAGUACGACAUCCGCGGGAAAAAGAGGGGUGGUGACAACCCUAUUCUGAUCUGCCGUCACGGCACUAGCUGCGACAUGUAACCCCUAUAAAAACGCAUAUGACCCGUCGCAAAGCGUGUGCGGGUAGUUACUAAAUACGGGACAGUUGGAUGUAGUUCUCCACGCGACCGUUAGGUUCGCUGUACAGUUAACUUACAUCGUUGCGAAACGAUUUAGCGUCUAAACAAACAAAUAUUUAUUAUACAGAACUUUUUUAUACUAUACUUAUAAUAUACAACGUGUAAAUGAAAACUGAAGUGUUACUUCACAGGCUUCAGA
Pararge aegeria (speckled wood butterfly) is the source of this 8240-nucleotide messenger RNA. RefSeq names its product protein outspread (gene osp). The transcript is spliced from 17 exons. Gene Ontology annotation, molecular function: actin filament binding. Gene Ontology annotation, biological process: actin filament organization. The coding region runs from base 337 to 6039 and encodes 1900 amino acids. Gene Ontology annotation, cellular component: actin cytoskeleton. The record is from RefSeq and is a predicted model, not a curated record. NCBI's taxonomy places the organism in Eukaryota, Metazoa, Arthropoda, Insecta, Lepidoptera, Nymphalidae.